CAAAUGAUCAUUGGAUUAUCAUAUGAUAUAUAAUAACCACUGGAGUUUUUUGGGACAAGAUUGUCCUCCAGGCUGUAUGGACGUCACACUACCAUUUGCGUCUCCCUUUUUCAUGGUCAUGGCUAGAAGGGAUACAGUUUUUGUCAAAUUUAGGUGUCAUCAGUGUCCGUGAAGGAGGACAACCUUUUAUUCCCCUCAGACAGACAUCUUUAUUUCCUUAUACCUGGUUAAUCUCUUCUGUCAUGGAGACCUAAAGUCCCCCAGGAGGGAUGUUCCAAUCGGGGGGAGAGGGCUGACCCGCCAUGCCCAGGGUGUGUGUGUGUGUGUGUGUGUGUGUGGGGGGGGGGGUGAGCAUGCGUUUUUGUUCAUAUUCAUCUUGUUUUACAUUAACACCAAACCCCAUAUCUCAGCCCCAUUACACACAGCCAUGCGUUUAGAGUGGUGUCGGUUGAAGAUGGGGAGAGACCAGGGGACAGGGAAGAAACCGUGAGACCAGGGGACAGGGAAGAAACCGUGAGACCAGGGUACAGGGAAGAAACCGUGAGACCAGGGUACAGGGAAGAAACCGUGAGACCAGGGUACAGGGAAGAAACCGUGAGACCAGGGUACAGGGAAGAAACCGUGAGACCAGGGUACAGGGAAGAAACCGUGAGACCAGGGUACAGGGAAGAAACCGUGAGACCAGGGUACAGGGAAGAAACCGUGAGACCAGGGUACAGGGAAGAAACCGUGAGACCAGGGUACAGGGAAGAAACCGUGAGACCAGGGUACAGGGAAGAAACCGUGAGACCAGGGGACAGGGAAGAAACCGUGAGACCAGGGGACAGGGAAGAAACCGUGAGACCAGGGUACAGGGAAGAAACCGUGAGACCAGGGGACAGGGAAGAAACCGUGAGACCAGGGUACAGGGAAGAAACCGUGAGACCAGGGGACAGAGAUGUGUAAGGGAGACCAGGGGACAGAGAUGUGUAAGGGAGACCAGGGGACAGAGGUGUGUAAGGGAGACCAGGAGACGGUGAGACCAGGGGACAGAGGUGUGUAAGGGAGACCAGGAGACGGUGAGACCAGGGGACAGAGGUGUGUAAGGGAGACCAGGAGACGGUGAGACCAGGGGACAGAGGUGUGUAAGGGAGACCAGGAGACGGUGAGACCAGGGGACAGAGGUGUGUAAGGGAGACCAGGAGACGGUGAGACCAGGGGACAGAGGUGUGUAAGGGAGACCAGGAGACGGUGAGACCAGGGGACAGGGGUGUGUAAGGGAGACCAGGAGACGGUGAUACCAGGGGACAGAGGUGUGUAAGGGAGACCAGGAGACGGUGAGACCAGGGGACAGGGAGGAAACGGGGCUUUAGGUCAUGAGUGAGGCUCUAGCAGUCUGUGAAACCAGUCCACAGGGAAGAGGUGAAUCGAUGUGGAGUCCAUCAGGAGGGGACAGAGUGGUGUGGCCUACUCUGGUGGUCUCAGACAGACGGUACUUUGUAGCUCUGUUAGUAGAGCUUGGUGCUUGCAACAAUAGUGGGUUCGAUCACCGGGUGCACCCGUAUAUAAAAUGUAUGCAUGCAUAACUUUAAGUUUCUUCGGAUAAAAGCGUUUGCUAAAUGGCAUUUGUUCUUCUAUCACAGACAGACAGCACCAUCUAAUCAUGUUCUGUUUCUCUGUAGCUUUGUAUUCUUAGCAGAAAAGCCUGCUGGGACACGUUAGGCAAAUCACUUUUUUCAGCUCACUUGUUCCAGCGUAUGUGUGUGUGUGUGUGUGUGCGUGUGUGUGUUUAUUCCCCCUGCCCUGGGUUACUCAUCCCUCUCUCCCUGAGGAGAAUGGUCCUUCCUUUUAUCUAAUUCUACAAACUCUAGAACUAUAUUAAGAAUCCAGAACUUAAUCUAAAACUCGAUCUAGAGGCUAUAUCUAGACUCUAUAAUCUGUAUAUCUAGAAGCUAUAACCCAUAUAUAGACUCUAUAAUCCAUAUAUCUAGACUCUCUAACCCAUAUAUAUAUCUAGCCUGUCUAAUCGGUCUGUGAAUGGACACCCUGGUUCAGCUCCAGAACAGCCCGUUCCUCAUGGGUCUCUGCCGGAACGGAACUCCAGUAGACCUGCAGUAUGACAAUUCUUCAGAACUGUUCCGUAUCUCCACCUUCGCCCGGUUUCCGUCAUUGGGGGUAACGGAGCGCAGUCUGGCGAGGGCAGGGUGGUUCUAUACUGGCGUUGGAGACCGGGUGCAGUGUUUCAGGUGUAACGUGACGGCGGAGGGCUGGCAGACAGGGGACUGUCCAACAGAGAGACACAGACAGCUGUCCUCCUCCUGCUCCUUCAUCCAGACCCUCCCCUCCACAGCCAACCUCCUCUCCUCCUCACACUCGGCCUUCUCUCCUCUACGCAGCGCCCCUGUCAUACCGGUGUCAGGCCCUGGCCCAGCCCCCCUCCCUGUCUCCGCCCCUAACCCUGCUCCCAACCCAGUGCCGGGGGAGGAGCCUGUUGGAUAUUUGAAUAUGGGGUUCUCUGCCCCGCCCCCCUCUAGCCCGCUGAGCUCCAGAGGAGUAGAGGACAUGUCCCACCAGAGACCCCCUACCUGUCACAACCCCAGUAUGAGGAGAGAGCAGGACCGUCUGGACUCCUUCCACUCCUGGAUCCUGUCCAUCAUCACCCCCUCUGAGCUGGCUAAGGCUGGCUUCUAUUACCUGGGACAGGGAGACCGCGUGGCCUGCUUCACCUGUGGAGGACAGCUCAGUAACUGGGAGCCAGGGGACCGGGCCGUAUCAGAGCACCAGAGACAUUACCCCAACUGUCACUUCGUCAGAGGAGACCGGGCCGACAACGUCUCCCUAGCCGGGGUGGUGGUGGGGGGGGUAGCAGGCACCUCUCAGCCCCCCGGGGCAGAAGCCCCAGCCCCCCCGGGCCCCGGCCCCCCAGGUCUAAGCAACGUGUCUAACCCAGCCAUGCAGCAGCGUGAGGAGAGGUUGCUGACCUUCGUCCACUGGCCCUUACGUAUCCCCGUGCGCCCUGACCAGCUGGCCAAGGCAGGGUUCUACUACGUCGGGCGUAAUGAUGACGUGAAGUGUUUCUGCUGUGACGGGGGUCUGAGAUGCUGGGAGUCCGGUGAUGACCCCUGGGUGGAGCACGCCAAAUGGUUCCCUAGGUGUGUGUACCUGCUCCAGGAGAAAGGUCAGGAGUUUGUCCAUCAGAUCCAGGCUCGCUUCCCUCGCCUCUUUGAACAGCUCCUAACCAAUGGGGACAGCAGCUCCAGAGAGUUUGUGGACCCCCCAGGUGAGGAGCGCUCGGAGGAUGCCGUGAUGAUGAACACUGCGGUGGUUGUGUCGUCACUAGAGAUGGGGUUUGAGCGUGGCCUGGUGAAGCAGACAGUCCAGAGUAAGAUUCUGACCAGCGGAGAGAACUACAAGACGGUCCAGGAACUGGUCUCAGACCUGCUGAGUGCAGAAGAUCAGAAGAGAGAGGAGGAGAGAGAGAUGCUGGCCGAGGAGAUGGCUUCUGACGGGCAUUCAUUCUUAAAGAGACACCAGGCAGCGUUGGUCCAGCGCCUGAAGAGUGUUGAGUCUGUCCUGGAGCACCUGCGAGAGCAGAAUGUCAUCAGUGGAGAGGAAUACAGUGGUCUCCAGGGCCAGUCCUCCCAGCAGCAGACAGCCAAACUGAUAGACUUGGUCUUGACUAAAGGGAACGCAGCAGCUGAGGUCUUCAGGAACUGGAUCCAGAAGAACGAUAUCUACCUGCUCAGAGACCUCAUGGCCCAGGCAAAUGAAGCCGCAUCACCGAGUCAAGAUCUCUCAGACCUGCCGAUGGAGGAGCAGCUACGGCGCCUGCAGGAGGAGCGGACCUGUAAGGUGUGUAUGGACAAGGAGGUGAACAUUGUCUUCAUCCCUUGUGGUCACCUGGUGGUCUGUAAGGAGUGUGCUCCCUCUCUGAGGAAAUGUCCCAUCUGCAGAGGACUGGUCAAGGGCACCGUCCGAACCUUCCUCUCCUAGAAGACCUCCAGGAACCAGGGACCCUCCCUGAGGAAAUGUCCCAUCUGCAGAGGACUGGUCAAGGGCACCGUCCGAACCUUCCUCUCCUAGAAGACCUCCAGGAACCAGGGACCCUCCCUGAGGAAAUGUCCCUUCUGCAGAGGACUGGUCAAGGGCACCGUCCGAACCUUCCUCUCCUAGAAGACCUCCAGGAAACAGGGCCCCUCCCAGCACUGUCAAACUUCUUUGACCUAGUCUCCUAUCUAACCCUAGAGAAUAGCUACCAACAGUCUAUUCUAAACGUGUCAUUCUCUAUUCCUGGACGGCUGUGUUUGCUGGUUUUUCUGAUCUCCUUUCAUUUCUUGUCCAAUGAAUUCCUAGAGAACCAGGUGAGGGGAGUUCCUAUUUAAUCAAUAAAGACCUAGACAGUCAGGUGAGGGGAGUUGCUAACUAAUCAAUAAAGACCUAGACAGUCAGGUGAGGGGCGGUACUAUUUAAUCAAUAAAGACCUAGACAGUCAGGUGAGGGAAGUUCCUAUUUAAUCAAUAAAGACCUAGACAGUCAGGUGAGGGGCGGUACUAUUUAAUCAAUAAAGACCUAGACAGUCAGGUGAGGGGAGUUCCUAUUUAAUCAAUAAAGACCUAGACAGUCAGGUGAGGGGAUUUGCUAACUAAUCAAUAAAGACCUAGACAACCAGGUGAGGGGAUUUCCUAACUAAUCAAUAAAGACCUAGACAGUCAGGUGAGGGGAUUUCCUAACUAAUCAAUAAAGACCUAGACAACCAGGUGAGGGGAUUUCCUAUUUAAUCAAUAAAGACUUAGACAACCAGGUGAGGGGAGUUCCUAUUUAAUCAAUAAAGACCUAGACAGUCAGGUGAGGGGAGUUCCUAUUUAAUCAAUAAAGACCUAGACAGUCAGGUGAGGGGAUUUACUAACUAAUCAAUAAAGACCAAGACAACCAGGUGAGGGGAUUUCCUAACUAAUCAGUGACCUUUUAUUGAUCAAUCAAGUACAAGAGAGUAGUGAAAACCCGCAGACACUCGACCCUCGAGGACUGGAGUUUGACACUAUCCCAUAAGCAACAACUCUACAAUCUCACCGUCUCUAUUCAUAUCGGAAUGUAGCCUGUUAAACCUACCUGCUUAACUAUUAACUAAUAUGUUCCUGUGUAGAUAUACACAUUACAGAACUCUGUAGGAAUGCAUGAGGUUAUAUAAAGGCAUAACUAUAAUUGUCCUAUGUAAUCAGUCCAUUGAUAGAGCAUACCACUACUUCCUGUAGUUGUAGUUUCAACUCGACAGAUGUGUAGUAACCAGUGAAGGCCCUGCAUCCUGAAUAGCACCCUAUUCCCUAUUUUGGGCACAUUGGGAACUGGUUAAAAGUAGUGCACCAUAUAGCAAAUAAGAUGCCAUUUGGAACGCAGGGCAGCCAGUCAAGGCCCUCUCAUGUAAAUGCUAGGUUGACUAUUCUGCUGUUGAAUGUUUCAAAUAAAUGCUAGGUUGACUAUUCUGCUGUUGAAUGUUUCAAAUAAAUGCUAGGUUGACUAUU
Oncorhynchus gorbuscha (pink salmon) is the source of this 5498-nucleotide messenger RNA. Its product is annotated as inhibitor of apoptosis protein-like. The record is from RefSeq and is a predicted model, not a curated record. Gene Ontology annotation, biological process: regulation of apoptotic process. The coding region runs from base 2017 to 3972 and encodes 651 amino acids. Lineage: Eukaryota; Metazoa; Chordata; Actinopteri; Salmoniformes; Salmonidae. Gene Ontology annotation, cellular component: nucleus; cytoplasm. The transcript is spliced from 15 exons.